AUGCCAAAUUUGGUUAUGAGUGAGACGCUAGUAUCGCCUGCUAUUGGACUUCAUUCUGGAGCUGGGGGCCGAGGGUCGGUAACUGAACAACUCCGGUCCAAUGGUGCUGAGUUAUUUAGAGGUGUCACUAGAGUCACCAUUUAUGGUGCUGAGUUAUUUAGAGGUGUCACUAGAGUCGCCCUUUGUGUGGCCGAGUAUUGGUUGGAGGCUACAGAGGAGAUUAUGAAUGAUCUAGACUGCAUUCUUGAGCAAAAACUGAAGGGUGCGGUCUCUCUGCUUCACGAUAAGGCUUAUCAAUGGUGGCUGACUAUUGAAGAGGGUACUCAGCCUGAUUGUUUGACCUGGGACCUCUUUAAGACCACUUUCCAGAGCAAAUAUGUAGGGGCAAGUAGUGUUGAUGUUCGUAGAUGUGAGUUCAUGAAUCUCAUGCAAGGGGAUAGAUCUGUGGCCGAGUAUGAGGUUGAGUUUAUGAGGUUCAGCCGCUACGCUCGAGGCUUGGUGGCAUCAGAGUAUGAGAGGUGUCUCCGUUUUGUAGAUGGUCUGAGGGACAGUUUGAGAGUACUGAUUGCUCCACAGAAGGAGCAUAAGUUCACAGUAUUGGUAGAGAAGGAAAAGAUUACUAAGGAAAUGAAAAAGAGAGGGUCAUGCAAUGAUUGUGGUAGGCGCCAUCCGAGUGAGUGUUGGAGGAGGAUUGGGGCUUGUCUAAGGUGUGGGUUUCUUGAUAUUAAGGAGUGCCCACAGCAGGCAGAUCAAAUGCAAAGAGCACUGGACAGAAGUACUAAUAAGAUAGAGGUGAGGCUGCCUAUACUUGUCUAUGCUGCUCGACCCCGAGAGGACAGAGAUACUCCAGAUGUUAUCACUAGUACGUUCUUAAUUUUUGAGGUACCAUAUAUUGCUUUGAUAGAUAUAGGUUCUACUCACUCUUAUAUAGCUAGCACUGUAUCUGAAAACUUGGGGGUUUUUAUGGAGAGCACUUCUAGUGAGGUUACUAUACUGAGUCUAUUGGGGCAGUCUGCCCAGGUUAGUAAACUCUAUAGGGAUGUUUCAUUAGAGGUGCAAGGUACUGUUUUUCUGGAAAAUCUAAUAGAGCUUCGUUUUGAAGAGUUUGACUUAAUUCUGGCAAACAUCGAACACCAAAAUUAUCUGUCCAAUGUGAUCACUGCUCUUGUGGCUGAGAAACUGGUUCGGAAAGGGUAUAAGGCAUACUUAGCUCACGGAGUUACUGGUUUGCCUCCUAAUAGAGAGGUGGACUUUGAGAUUGAGCUUCUUCUGAGUACAGCUCCAGUGUCCAUCGCCCCCUACCGAAUGGCAUCGAAGGAGCUUACGGAGCUUAAGGCUCAACUGCAAGAACUUCUGGACCGUGGUUUCAUCCGUCCUAGUGUGUCUGUCCUAGUGUGUCUCCAUGGAUAG
Molecule: messenger RNA, 1410 nt
Organism: Gossypium arboreum
Lineage: Eukaryota; Viridiplantae; Streptophyta; Magnoliopsida; Malvales; Malvaceae
Exons: 5
Coding region: 1-1410 (469 amino acids)
Source: RefSeq, a predicted model, not a curated record